This is a messenger RNA of Numida meleagris (helmeted guineafowl), 2483 nucleotides long. RefSeq names its product adenylate kinase 2 (gene AK2). Lineage: Eukaryota; Metazoa; Chordata; Aves; Galliformes; Numididae. Gene Ontology annotation, cellular component: mitochondrion; cytoplasm. The record is from RefSeq and is a predicted model, not a curated record. Gene Ontology annotation, biological process: ADP biosynthetic process. Gene Ontology annotation, molecular function: ATP binding; AMP kinase activity. The coding region runs from base 48 to 788 and encodes 246 amino acids. The transcript has 6 exons.
CCCACCACGUGUCUGCGUGACCCCGCUAGGCGCAGUCGGCGGCAGCCAUGGCUCCGAGCGCGCAGGCGGGGGGCGGUCGCGGGCAGGCGCCGGGCACGGGGCUCCGCCGGGGGAUCCGCGCGGUGCUGCUGGGGCCGCCCGGCGCCGGAAAGGGCACCCAGGCUCCGAAGCUGGCUGAGACGUACUGCGUCUGCCACCUGGCUACGGGGGACAUGCUGCGGGCCAUGGUGGCCUCAGGCUCCGAGCUGGGCAAGCGGCUCAAAGAGACGAUGGAUUCAGGGAAGCUGGUGAGCGAUGAGAUGGUGGUGGAGCUGAUCGAGAACAACCUUGACACCCCUCCCUGCAAGAACGGCUUCCUGCUGGACGGCUUCCCACGCACGGUGAAGCAGGCUGAAAUGCUGGAUGAGCUCCUGGAGAAGAGGAGAGAAAAGCUGGACUCUGUCAUUGAGUUCAGCAUCCCUGACUCCUUGCUCAUACGGAGGAUCACUGGACGGCUGAUUCACCCAGCAAGUGGCCGCUCUUAUCACGAGGAGUUCAGACCCCCGAAAGAGCACAUGAAGGAUGAUGUCACUGGAGAGCCCCUGAUCCGCCGCUCAGAUGAUAAUGAAACAGCCUUGAAAACCCGCCUGAAGGCCUACCACACGCAGACCUCCCCCCUGGUCUCCUACUACAGCAAACGAGGGAUCCAUACCGCGGUGGAUGCCUCCCAGUCUCCUGAUGUGGUGUUUGCUAGCAUCCUGGCAGCCUUCUCGAGAGCAACAUGUAAAGACCUGGUUAUGUUCAUUUAGGGCUCUGUCCCUGGAUGGAGCUUGCCCUUGUCUGUCUCUCUCCGUCUCUGUCUCUCUCUCUCUGUCUCUCUCUGUCUCCUUGUGGCCAGGGAGAGUGAAGAGCUAAGUAGAGUAGAAGAGGAGGGGAUGAUGCAGCCUGAGGCAAGACUUUGCUAAUUCUCUAUUAAACAAGCUGUUAACGGUUUCCAUCUCAGUGUACUGACCGUCAGUCUGUCUGCAGAUGUGGGCGAUUCGGCCCCUAGAGGUCGCAGUGCACCUGAGCACCAGCCGCCAGAGCUGAGCUCUGCACCCCUUUGGGUCCAAGGGCUUUGGUUUUCUUUUAGAGCUCUAGCUCCCCAGGAGAAGCAGCUGUACUUCCAGCUGUUCCUGGCUGCUCCCCAGAGGAUGAGCAGCAGUGGGAGGCAGAGCUUGGCUGUGUGCACAGCCUGCUGCUGCCCAGGGCUGGGUGAGGACUUGUUUCCAUUGAAUGCGUUUUACCAAGAGCAUGGUUUUCUCUUUUUCUUUUAAAAAAAAAACAAAACAAAAAAACAACGUGAAGUCUCUGGUCAGACAGUCACUGCAGCAAUUUGAUUUCCUGAGGACAAGAAAAGGACUUGGAUGUCAGUUCUGUCCCUGCACCCUUCCCUUGGCUUUGGCCAAGGAGAUGAAGGUGUGUUGUGCUUCCCCGAUCUCAAAGUCUAAAUAAAGCCUUAUUGCAAAACAAAUGAGUUUUCAAGGCCUGGGGAACAGAGUUAUUAACCACUGGCCUUCCAUGCCCUUCAGCCAGUGACCUUUUUUUAUGAGAUCAUGGAAAUAUACUUGUUUCUUGAGCAAGUCAAACAGCUUGGCGUGGCCGUCCAUUUGUGGUGGACAUUUCAGUGCCGUUACGCCACCAUCUACAACCUUGCAAGGCUGAUGACAACCUUUGCCCAUGUGUGAUUUCAGCCCUGCCUAGGAGAUCUCACUGAAAAUGCAGAUUGGCCCAGAUAAAACUUUGUCCUUUGGCCUUAAGUGUAUGUUUACUGAUUCAGUGUUCCCGAGUCCUCUCCUCUUCCAAGGAGCUGGUGUGUCUCCCUCAUGCACUGAGCUGUGGUGGGCUGCGUGUCCAGAACAGGUGCUCAAUCCUCAAAUCUCUUGCAGUUUUUCUUGAUAAUUACUCUCUUGUCUGAAAAUGACUCUGUCCUCAUACAUCCUUUCCAGGAAGACAGCCCUCUUCCUUUCCAGCAAACUGGAAAUAAUGCUAGAAACUGAAAGCAGUUGACUUCUUGCUCUUGAAAGUGUGUGAGUGUGGGGAGAGGGGAUUUGAAAGUAACCAAGGGUGCUGGUUUUGUCAGCUGCCCGAGUUUCCCCAGGUGGCUGUUACCUCAUCACUUGUUGCAUUUUCCCAUGAAAGGGCAGCCCAGGUGUGUGGUGUCAGAGUGCAGGAAGCAGGGGGGUGAGCACUCGGUGCAGGACUGCUGUGCUCUGAGGCAGUAGAAGCAUCUUGAGAGAAUCAAAGAAAGAGCCACAGCCCUAUGUGCUUCAUAAUGCAGGGUUCCUGGCCAGUUGGCAUUCCUGAAUCUAGUCGAGGUUUUACUCCACAGCCAGAACAACGUGUUCUUCCACUCUCCAUUUCUUUUUCCCCUUGUGUUUGCUUUGCAUCCAGCUCAACAGCCUUUUAUGCCAUAAGCCAUUUUGUUUUUUUCCCUAAAUAUAUUUUUUCUUUGUUCCCAUUUA